Molecule: messenger RNA, 3741 nt
Organism: Pelodiscus sinensis (Chinese soft-shelled turtle)
Lineage: Eukaryota; Metazoa; Chordata; Testudines; Trionychidae
Source: RefSeq, a predicted model, not a curated record
CCUUUCCUCUGCCUCCUCCUCUCCCUGAGACAGGAAUGUUGAUUUCUCAUCACCUGUCUGAAUCUGUCCUCAUGUCACUUGCAUAUAUGGACAAGUUAGAAUGGCAACUUGUGACGUUGUGCUGCUAAAAACAGCUCCAGCUUCCUUCAGCUCUUUGUUUUAACUAAUGUCCUUCAGUUAAAGAAAUCCAAAGGACAUUUGAUCACACAAGCCGUGGAAUUAUUUCAAAGAAACUAACCGGGAAGCCGAUCAACAUAUUCUGGACAUAUGUAACUUGGAACAGCUAGGAGAUGAGCACUUCUUUGAAUUAUAAGUCCUUUUCCAAAGAGCAGCAAACCAUGGAUAACUUGGAGAAACAACUUAUUUGCCCCAUUUGUUUAGAGAUGUUUACUAAACCUGUGGUCAUCCUUCCCUGUCAGCAUAACCUAUGUAGAAAAUGUGCCAGUGAUAUUUUCCAGGCCUCUAACCCAUAUCUGCCAACAAGAGGAGGCACCACAGUGGCAUCAGGUGGUCGAUUUCGUUGUCCCUCCUGCAGACAUGAAGUGGUUCUGGACAGACAUGGUGUGUAUGGACUCCAAAGAAACCUAUUAGUGGAAAAUAUCAUUGACAUAUAUAAGCAGGAGUCCACCAGACCUGAAAGAAAAUCUGAGCAGCCAAUGUGUGAAGAGCAUGAGGAUGAGAAAAUUAAUAUCUAUUGUUUAAACUGUGAAAUACCCACAUGUUCAAUGUGCAAAGUUUUUGGUGCCCAUAAAGACUGCCAGGUUGCUCCUCUAAAAAACGUUUACCAACGACAAAAGUCUGAACUCAGUGAUGGCAUUGCAGUGCUCGUGGGCACUAAUGACAGAGUGCAAGGAAUAGUAGGGCAGCUAGAGGAAACCUGCAGGACAGUAGAGGAAAGCUGCAGAAGACAGAAAGAGCAACUGUGUGAAAAAUUUGAUUAUCUGUAUGCAAUACUGGAAGAAAGGAAAAAUGAGAUGACACAAAUAAUCACUAGAAACCAAGAGGAGAAACUGGAACACGUCCGCUCCCUGAUGAAAAAGUAUGCAGAUCACUUGGAGACAGUGUCUAAGCUAGUUGAAUCAGGAAUCCAGUUCAUGGAAGAACCAGAAAUGGCAGUGUUUUUGCAGAAUGCCAAAACAUUGCUACAAAAAAUUACUGAAGCAUCCAAAGCAUUUCAGAUGGAAAAAAUAGAGCCUGGCUAUGAAAAUAUGAGCCAUUUCACAGUCAACCUCAAUAGAGAAGAAAAGAUAAUAAGAGAAAUUGACUUUUACAGAGAGGAGGAGGGUGAUGAGGAAGAUGAGGAUGUGAUGGAGGGUGAAGAGUUUGAUGAAGUCCGCACAGAGUCAUCUGGUGAGGAGGAAGAGGUAACUGACAAAGUAUCCCAGCAAUCUCAGCUGGCCUCAGAAACCAAGAGCACAACAGGAGGCUCUCAGACUGAACCAGCCACAUCAUUACCACCAGAUGCACCAGUUAGUCAGGGUGAGGUUGUGCCAAGUGGUGCUCAACAGACUGCAGAGUCUGACACUCAAAUGCCGUCAACAGCAGAAACCUUCGAUCCCUUGUUUUACCCUAGUUGGUAUAAGGCCAAAUCACAGCAAGCAAGCAGCUCAAGUCUGACCCAAAUAAGUGAUGGGUUGGGCCAAGUAGAGCCUUCUGUUUCUCUGGAAAUGAAUGUAAAGAAGGCAGAAACUACAGAAGCAGCAACAAGCAAUGAGCGUGCACCUGGGAGUGGUAAAGAAACUAGCACAACUGCAGCUACUUCCCAGAACUAUUACAAAGAAUUAGGGCCCUAUCCUCCACUGCACAGUCAGACUGGGUCUGAACCAGCCCCUCAAGGACAAGUGGAAGAUGUUCCAGUGAGCAGUGAAAGAGCUGAUGAGCCGGCUCGUCAUGUCUUCUCUUUCUCCUGGUUAAACUCACUGAAUGAAUGAUGACUAUCAUUCCAGCUGGCUUAUCUGAGUGGAUCUAUGAGGCACCGACUGAUCUGGCUGGAUCCAACAAAACAUAGUGCAAAUAAUGAACAUCUUGAUCAGAUUUAAUUCCAAGGCCCUGAUUUGAAUUCCAUUAUACUGUAUCUGAUAGGUUUAGAUUAGAGUGAUGUUUGGAAGUAGCUGAAUAAAGGGAGUGGGAAAGCUGGACUAAUAGAUGUCUUGAUGAAAUACUGUGCUAAAAAUAACUGUGUUCAAGUAAAACCUGUUUCAAAAAGAAGAAUGUUGAACAGAAGCUUCUUGCUAUAAUUACAGUUUAAAUGAAUGAGCACUGUGAUUGUUGGUAGCCAGUCUGAAUGUCCUGUUGUAUUUUUGUAAGUGCUUGCCCAACUCUGUUAGUUGAAAUAUGACUAAUGGCAUUUUGUCAAUGAAACGAUGACCCCCCCUCAUUGUUGCUCAAUACUCCAGGUGGAGUAAUUCCAUCUUUUCAACCUACUGCAAACUCUUGUGGCAAACCUUUGAUGAAAGCCACAGCAUUCAAAGGUAAGUCUAAAACUCCACUGGAUGCACUCACUGUGCAGAAUGAGUGCAACACUUGUAGUGCUACUACAGACUGAUGUGCAAUAGCUGAGCAUAAAUAGGGAUGGCAAAAGAAGCAUUUCACCCUUCAAUUUGUAUUUUCCAGCUGUGGUUGAUACAUCACAAUGAAUAACACUCAAACAUUAUUUUCUGUUAAAUUUUAUAUACCUGUAGAUAAUAAAGGCAUAGCUAUAGGAUACAGUGUAUUGGAACCCUUCCUGAAUUAUAUGGGAUAUGGAUCUCUGUGUGGUGUAUUAUCUGUACUUCCCCAAAGGGCAGGGAGAGGAUUCUGAAUGACUGUUUCAACUUGUGCCGAUCCAUAUGCAUAUUUGAUCUAUACCUUCAUCUUCUCAUCUUCCUUUAAUACAUUAAAUCAACAUUCCCUUUUAUCGUUUUGAGCAAUUUGACAGUAAAAGGGCAAGACCUUUCAAACCAGAAAUGACCAUUCUGGGCUGAACUGUGAUGAGUUUAUUGCAAAUAUCUGUUAAAGAUUGCAUUGAAAUAGAUUAUAGGCUCAUGAAAAAGGCUACCACAGUGUGGCCUGACCUGCACUCUGUGUACUACAGUUAUUCAAUUAUUUAACAAAUCUGAUUACAUACACUGACAUGCCUUUUAUAAUGAUGAGCAGAUUGAAAUUACUCUUCAUUCUAAAGGUAAAAUCCUGGGAGUUUUCCCGCUGACUUGCUUGGAGUCAGGAUUUCACUCUCUAAGGACAGUUAGAAAAAUGGUUACAGAAUUGAAUAGUGAGUAUUUCCUAAUGGGUGCUGGCUGGCAUCAUGGUGAAAAGGCUUUUCCAAAACCUGUUGAAGUUGAAGAUUCCCAUUGAUUUCAAUGGGCUUUGGAUCAGGCUCUGAAUACAUAGCUAUUGUAGUACCAUGAAGACAUGCAAUUUUUGUCAUGGUACCAUAGUCCAUAGUGUGAAACAGUUGAUUAAUGAAAGCUAGAAGGCAGGGUAGUCUAAGUUUUGAUAACAGCUUGAUAUUUAGUCUUUGGGAAGCCACUUACCAUCUAUGUUGUUUCUGGUUUUUUCCUCAUAUAAAACGGGGCUGUUCAGGAUGGGUUUAAGGAUCAAUUAGCUAAUAUUUGUACAGGGCUUUGAAAUAACAAAGUGCAUGUUAAGUGUUAACAAAUAUCUGCUCUGAACAGAAGUAACAUUCAUUACCACAUCUAGUUGUGGUCCCCUCCCCAAGAUUUUAUUCUUCCUUUUUUUUCUUCAAUAAAUUCCUAAUGAAUA